AUGUUAAUGAUGAUUUUACGUUUUAUAAAUCGAUUCGUUAGAAUUGGUUGUAGAUCAAACGAAGUUAAUAUAGAUGUAAAUUUAAAUGCUAUCAAAGCAAAAGCUGAAGAUAUUCGUAAUCUACUGUUAACUACAUCGACUUCGAAUUGGGAAGAUGCACUCGGUCAUUUCAUUGUGUUAUCCGGUGAAUAUAGUGCUUUGAUGCACGAGAUAUCAGAGUUACCAGGUUCUGUUGCUGCCGUUCCAAGUGUCAUUGGUCCUGAUCAAAAUCAAAAUUUGAAUGGUAGUUUGGUGGAUAUCGACAAGGAGUUUGAAGAGAAGAUUAGAGACAGACAGAGAUUCAAACUGGCGAAAUCUACUUCCAAUGUGCAGACAAAUACUUUGCGUGAUAUCCUCUCUGCAACAAUGCUUGGAAAUGGUUUGAGAAUACAGCAGCAACAGUUACCACCACAACCUAUUGCUCAGCCAAUCCAACAGCAGCAGCAGCAGCAACAACAGCAAUCGACAAUUCAACAACAUAAUGCACAACAAGCAACUGCAGCGAGUGCAUCGUCAUCUACACAGCAACAACAACAACCUGUUGAAAAGCAACAAGCAACAGCAGCAGCUCAACAACAACAUGCAGCACAAACUGCACAGCAAGCAAUGCAUCAUCAACCCUCACCACCUAUGCUCCAACCAUCUAAUCUGCCACCAAACAUUGCUGCUACGAAUGCACAACAAGCACAUGCACAUCCACCUCUCCAACAACAGCAACAACCACAACUCGUACAGCAACCCGUUCCACAAAUACAUCAGCAACAGCAACAACAACCAAGUCCUAUUUCACAACAACAUCAGAAACAUCCACAACAAAUGCAACAACCACCAAUCGUACAUCAAAUCACAACACCUACAACACCAACUGGUGUCGUACACAAGCAACCUCCUAACAUACAACAGAUGCAGACUUCACCACCCAUUCAGCAUGCUGUUCCAUCGCCUCACCCAUCCACUCCAACAUCGAUGCAAAAACAACAACAGCAACAGCAGCAGCAACAACAAGUUCCAGUUCAACCGAUGCAAGUACAACAAUCAACUAUGCAGCAGCCACAACCCAUGCAUAUUCAAAAACAAGCUGCACAUAUUCCAGUACAUAAUUCACCGAUGCAACCAUUGACUGCACAACAACAUCAAUCACCUAUUCAACAACACUCGCCUGUCCACACGCCAACCACUGCAACACAUUCACAGUUGAACACAGCCACUUCACCUGCACAGAUGACACAUCCACAACAGAUCCAACAACAACAGCAACAACAACCAAUCGUACAUCAAAUCGGCACACCUCAAGAUCAACAUGUUCAACAACACCAUACUCCUCAGCAAUUGCAUCAACAACAGGUUCAAAUACAAAACCAACCAUCCGUUGCAUCGCCCCUCCACGCCGUUGGAGUGCAGACACCAACACAACAGUUACAACCACCACAAUUUAAUCAACACCAAGCACAAAUUUUACAACAACAUCAAAUGCUAUUGCAACAGCAACAACAACAGGCAGCUCAACAGCAACAUACUCCACAACAACCGGCACCUCACACACCUAUCAAUCCACUGACACCAACUCAACCAACAAGAAUGGUCAAUACACCAACUCAGAUGACUAUUCCUUCACCAUCACCCUCACAAGCAUUCACACCACAACAAGUCAUGGCAUCGACAAAUCCUCAACAACUGGUUGGCAACGUGGCAGCACAACAAGCAAUGGCACUUCAACAACAGGGUGGCAUUGUAGGUGGUCAGCAGGCACAACAUGCAGUUGGUCAGGUCACCGGAAUGGCGGUCCAACAGCCACACCAGCCCAUUGCCAACAUUGGACAACAGGUUGGUGUCCAGCAACAGAAUACACAACAACAGCUGUACGCACUACAGCAACAGCAACUAUUUCAACAACAGCAAGCUGCUAAACAACAACAGCAGCAACAGCAGCAACAACAACAGCAACAACAGAAUCGACCGACACCACCAACCAUCAACAAGAACGUUGUAAGUUUUCUUCAGCAAACCGUUGGUAAUCCACCACCGGCAAUUCAUAAAAUGGCAGGUACACAUCAAGAUUUUACUUCUACUAAUCCAACGCAACAACAAGUUGGAAUUCUUCAACAGCAACAGUCUCAACCUAACAACCAGCAAUCUCUAGGUAUUCAACAACAAGCAGGUAUCGCACAGCAGCAGCCGCAACAAACCGGAGGUGUCAUUCCACAACAAGCCGGAAUGGUACAGCAGCAGACCCAACAAGCAGCCAACCAGCAGGUCGGUGUCGUCCAACAAGCAGGUGGAGUUAUUCCACAGCAAGCAGGAAUGGUUCAGCAACCAAACCAACAAGCCAAUAUCGGUAUGAUGAAUCCUCAGUACCAGUUGAUGCUUCAACGACAGCAGCAAGCCGCUGCCGCUGCCGCUGCUCAACAACAACAGAACCAACAGACUCAACAACAACAACAAAAUCAACAAGGACAACAGCCAACUCAACAAAACUUCACUGGAUUGCAAGCUGGCGCUCAAAUUCCGAAUCAGUUCACCCCACAACAAGCUCAGCAAAUGCAAGCAUUGAUGAAGCAACAACAACAGCAACAACAAGCACAACAGGUUCAGCAGGUACAACAGCAACAACAGAACACUGGUGUGCAACAACACCCAAUGCAAGUACAAUACCAGCAAGCAGGUCAACAAGGAGUCGGUGUCCAACAAAUCAAUCAAGCCACUCACAAAGUUGCACCGAUGCAAGGAAUACCAGGUCAGAUGCAAGUCGGACAACAGGUUCCUGGACAACAACAAAUUCCAGGCCAGCAAAUUGGUCAACAAGUUCCUGGACAGAUGGGAAUGGCUGGACAAUUCCAAAGACCAAAUCCUCAAUUUGCCGCUAACGCUGCAGCGAUGCAACAAAAAGCCAACCCAAUACAAAUGGGACAACAAACAUUGACUCCUCAACAACAGCAUAUUCUUCGGGCAAGACAACAAGCCGGUCAGUUACCUGGUCAAGUCCAGCAGAUUCCCGGCCAAAUUCAACAGCAGAUUCCAGGUCAAGUUCAACAACAGAUUCCAGGUCAAGUUCAACAGACUGUAAAUAUUCAACAAUCUCCUCAGCAACAACUGCAACAACCACAACAACAACAGUACCAACAACAACAAGUUCAACAAAAUCAACAAGCUCAACAAACUCAACAACAACAAACUCAACAACAACCUUACUAUCAGGUUGGUGUGCAACAACCACAACAACAGACCCAACAACAACAACCACAAAUGGCAAACCAACAACAACAACCUCAACAACAGAACUACUACCAACAACAACAGGCUCAACAGCAACCACAACAACAGACUCAACAACAACAACAACCACAACAAACUCAGCAAGCACAAAUGGCAAACCAACAACAAUAUCAAGUUCAGUAUCGUCCGAAUGCAGUUCAACAACCAGGUCAACCGGUACAACAGCAAUUGAAUCAAAUCCCACAACAAACACAACAAAGAUUCAUUCAACAACAGCAACAGCCAGGUCAACAGAUCCCAAUGCAAUACCAACAAAUGCAACAGCCACAGCAACAACAGCAACCACAACAAACUCAACAACAAAUGCAGUAUCAACAGUAUUUACAACAGCAGCAACAGCAACAACAACAGCCACAGCAACAACAACCACAACAAGCUCAACAACAGUAUUGGACUGGACAAUAA
Molecule: messenger RNA, 3717 nt
Organism: Heterostelium album PN500
Lineage: Eukaryota; Evosea; Eumycetozoa; Acytosteliales; Acytosteliaceae
Exons: 3
Coding region: 1-3717 (1238 amino acids)
Source: RefSeq, a predicted model, not a curated record